Messenger RNA from Pocillopora meandrina, 1047 nucleotides. NCBI's taxonomy places the organism in Eukaryota, Metazoa, Cnidaria, Anthozoa, Scleractinia, Pocilloporidae. The record is from the annotation of a GenBank genome assembly.
CUAUUCUCGGUGCCAUUCCAGAGCUGUCUGCAGACUUGUGCAAGGAAAUCAAGGCGAGUGAAGGUUGACAGGUGGUCAGCGGCAAACACUGGCAGAAUUUCAUCAAACCUGACACUCCCGUGUUGACUCACUGUGAAAUGAAAACCGUAGGUAGAGGAAGAAAGUUAAACAGAAUGGAUAUACACUAAAAAGUAUUGCACAUGACGUAAAAGCUAACGGUAAGCUUUUCUGUCAGGUACAAUACUAUCUUGUUGUCGAUCGUAAGCCUGAUCGUUUGGUAGAAACACACAUAGUAAGUCUUUUCCUGGUACACCAGGAAAAGACUUACUAUGUUAAAGAAAAGAUAAAUUUUUCUUAGUCGUUUAAGAUUUCUUCCUCGGAAACUCGUUAUGAAGCAGGAAGGAACUCUUUUGUCAGCCCUUACAGAGUAUAUGGCUGGCUCUUAAUCUAACAGCAGGAGACUAAAAUUAACUUAAAUCGCAUCACCCACGAAUAAGCGCCCGCGCAUUUCGAAACAUGGCAGAUCUUUUUUUUUAAUCUUAUCUUUUCUCUUAUUUAUAUAUUGUAUAUCUUAAUCCAUGUACGGCAAUAGAUGACUGCAAGAAUUGCAUAUUCCUAAGAAUCUUUUUUUUUCAAAUUAGGAUUUGAUAAAUUUUGACUCGUUUGCGUCCUACUAAGUAAGGUGAACUCAUUGUUUAUGCUUUGCUUCAAUUCCCAACACCAAGCAACGACUCAAUAUGUUAUUGGAAUGAUAUACAUAGAAACUCUUGGAAAGCCUGCCCGAUAAAGCUGUUUGACACUCACACUCUAGGCCUUUUUUUUUAAUGGCGAAUAACUUGAUUAAAGAGGAUCUGAACAAUAAUUUGCUUAAAAUUGUGCUUCAUGAUCAAUGUAUAUUGUAGCUCUAAACGCUUUGUAUAUUCAUCUACAGGCGAAUGUAAUACCUGCGUUAGUGUUUGUGAUGUGAACGCUGACUGGGAAAACACUCUGGGAUCGUAUCGCUGCUCUUGCAGAGCCGGUUUUUCUGGAGAUGGACAUACCUGCAAA